Mucor velutinosus is the source of this 417-nucleotide messenger RNA. RefSeq names its product ESCRT-III subunit protein snf7 (gene SNF7). NCBI's taxonomy places the organism in Eukaryota, Fungi, Mucoromycota, Mucoromycetes, Mucorales, Mucoraceae. The transcript has 3 exons. The coding region runs from base 1 to 417 and encodes 138 amino acids. Gene Ontology annotation, biological process: chromatin remodeling. Gene Ontology annotation, molecular function: nucleosome binding. Gene Ontology annotation, cellular component: Swr1 complex. The record is from RefSeq and is a predicted model, not a curated record.
AUGUCAAAAAGAGCCAAACUCACGCACCAUGAUCCAGAGGCACAUUCAAGGCAUCUAAGGCGACAAUUGGAGUCAUUGGAGAAGGACAAUCACACAUCCAUCAGCAGUGUUGAAGGGCUGGUAACAGUUGCUUUGACCGCACAGGAAGAAGAAGGAAGCACGCGUAAAUCGCGGAAUAGAUCGAAAAACAUAUACUCGACCAAAGUUACACUCAGUGCAUUGCUGGAGUCUAGUCCUAUCACAGCGCACUGCUAUCAAAACUGUCAAGUCCAACCCUCUAUAUACCCUGCCAGAAAGUUUUGUUCCGUAUGUGGAUACGCCAGUGAAUACAAAUGUCUCAAGUGCGGCAUGAAGUACUGCUCCACCAAAUGUCUAGCAACGCACAUGGAAACUCGAUGUCUCAAAUGGACAGCUUGA